AUGGGAUCUGAUCGAAUGUUUGCUCUUCGAGGAUAUUUAUCAAUAACAAUUCGGUAUUUUAUUUAUUCGAUUAUUUUAUAUUUUAAGUCAAUUUUAUUAUGUUCGACACCGUGUCAAUCUUGUUUAUCCUCAUCUUCCACUUGUAUGCGUUUCGGGUGGUGGAAAGCAUGAAUACUAUUACCCAAUCGAGUGCUUGGACUUUGUCGAA
Meloidogyne enterolobii is the source of this 208-nucleotide messenger RNA. NCBI's taxonomy places the organism in Eukaryota, Metazoa, Nematoda, Chromadorea, Rhabditida, Meloidogynidae. The record is from the annotation of a GenBank genome assembly.